Zingiber officinale is the source of this 1600-nucleotide messenger RNA. Its product is annotated as serine carboxypeptidase-like 45. The transcript has 10 exons. Gene Ontology annotation, biological process: proteolysis. The coding region runs from base 16 to 1431 and encodes 471 amino acids. Lineage: Eukaryota; Viridiplantae; Streptophyta; Magnoliopsida; Zingiberales; Zingiberaceae. The record is from RefSeq and is a predicted model, not a curated record. Gene Ontology annotation, molecular function: serine-type carboxypeptidase activity. Gene Ontology annotation, cellular component: vacuole.
CUCAUCCUCCUCGCAAUGCUGCCGCUUUGCAAAAUGUGUUCCUUGUCAUGGAAGGCCAUGGCGAUGGCUGCAAUCCUAGCUCAUGUGUGCUCCCCCAGCGAGUUGGAGCACCAAGACAAGAUCAGCAAGCUGCCUGGCCAGCCUCAAGUUACCUUCCAGCAAUUCUCAGGUUAUGUCACGGUGGAUCAGCAGAAGAAAAGGGCUCUUUUCUACUACUUUGCUGAAGCAGAGAUGGAUCCCUCCUCCACAAAACCCCUUGUUAUCUGGUUGAAUGGAGGGCCUGGUUGUUCUUCCCUUGGUGUUGGGGCAUUCUCUGAGAACGGACCUUUUAGGCCUAGUGGAGAAGUGCUGGUCAGAAAUGAGUAUAGCUGGAACAAAGAGGCAAAUAUGUUGUACCUAGAGGCCCCAGCUGGUGUUGGAUUCUCAUACUCCACUGAUUCUUCCUACUAUCAGACCGUGGAUGAUAAGAUGACAGCCAGAGAUAAUUUGAUAUUUCUGCAACACUGGUUCGAGAAGUUCCCGCGAUAUCGAAACCGGGAUUUGUACAUUACUGGAGAAAGUUAUGCAGGGCAUUACGUUCCACAACUAGCACAGCUCAUGGUGGAAUUUAACAAGGAGGCAAAGAUCUUCAAUCUCAAAGGAAUUGCUAUUGGAAAUCCAGUUUUGGACUUUGCAACCGACUUCAAUUCAAGAGCAGAAUUUUUCUGGUCCCAUGGAUUGAUAUCAGACAUAACCUACAGAAUCUUCACUUCUGCUUGUAACUACUCGCGAUACGUGGGCGAGUACUAUAGGGGCACUCUCAGCCCAGUUUGUGCAAGAGUGAUGAGCCAAGUGACAAGAGAAACUAGUCGGUUUGUCGACAAGUACGACGUCACCCUGGACGUCUGCAUAUCAUCAGUUCUUUCACAAUCCUUGGUUCUGAGUCCUCGACAAGUCCCUGAGAACAUUGAUGUGUGCAUUGAAGAUGAGACAGUGAGGUACCUGAUCAACAGGAAAGAUGUUCAAGAUGCUCUUCAUGCUCGCCUCGCCGGAGUCACGAAAUGGACUGUUUGCAGCAGUGUUAUACAGUAUGAGCCGCUCGACUUGGAGAUCCCCACAAUUACUCUUGUGGGCUCUCUUGUGAGGACAGGGAUACCGGUGCUCGUCUACAGUGGCGAUCAGGACUCUGUCAUCCCUUUGACAGGGAGUAGAAGCCUUGUGCAGAAACUAGCGAACGAAAUGGGCCUGAAAACUACAAUUCCCUACCGGGUUUGGUUCGAGGGGCGACAGGUAGGUGGAUGGACGCAAGCAUACGGAGAUAUCCUAUCAUUUGCAACGAUAAGAGGAGCUUCUCAUGAAGCACCAUUCUCGCAGCCAGAGCGUUCCCUUGUGCUCUUCAGAUCCUUCCUACAAGGCCGGUCGCUGCCAGAGACUUUCUCCGAGAUUCCCUGAGAGUCAGUGAGAGUGAGUUGAAUGUGUGUAGAUGUAUUUCUGACGAGAGUUUAGCAUCCAUUCCCUAGUUCUCAAUGUGCUUUAACUGACUUGGAGUUGGGGAAGUAGUCUACAUUAGGCAGAUCUUCUAUGUUUGAUGACCAAUAAAGAGAAAACUACCGAGUGAUAA